Molecule: messenger RNA, 291 nt
Organism: Clunio marinus
Lineage: Eukaryota; Metazoa; Arthropoda; Insecta; Diptera; Chironomidae
Source: the annotation of a GenBank genome assembly
AUGUAUUGUAAUAUCGAAAACAUCUUGAUUCGAAUUCUUGGAAAAAAAGAAGAAAAAUUUGUCGGUCAGGAUUACGGUUGUCGAUAUGCAAGUACACUUGUACUUGUACUUGCAUAUCGACAACCGUACGUGUUUGCAACUAUGACUAAUAAAUUCACAAGAGAUUUUCUCAUUCUCGACUAUUAUUCUGAUAAUAUUUGUGGUUAUAAGAGUUUGCAACUCAACAGAGUAUUGGCUUUAAAUGAAAAAUUCAUUAUCUGGCUUCUUGAAGUGGUUAAAGUACCCCAUUGA